AGAAACACUCUAUUGGUAAUAAUCAUACACAAUUAAAUAAUUAUUACGGAGUAAUUUUUUUAUAAAUAUACGGAGUAAUUCAUACUGCAUUUUUUCUUUUUCCCAUCUCUUCAUCAUUUUUUUCCAGCCAAAGAGCUUCCUCGUUCGCGACUGCCUAAUCAGAACCCUAUGCAGCCGCAAAUGCUCCGUGCAUUGCACGCUCUCUCUCUACCGCCACCCAGUUCCGCUGCCAUACUCCCCUCACCGCCUUCAUGCGGCGGUUCCUCCGUCGCGUCCUGCCGCUAUAGUUGUCGCAGGAAACUCUCGCCUUCCAUUUCCUUCUCUUAUAGACCCCUCAAUCUCUCCACAAUUUCCGGUGGAGUUAAACCGAUGACUUUAAACUCCGUCGCGCCUUCCGGUGAUACCAGAACCGCAGAUUCGGAACUAUCUCCCGACGAGCUCGAUCGAUUUGUCCGCGUGGGAAACAAGAUGGCCGACGCUGCCGGAGAUGUCAUUCGCAAUUACUUCCGGAAGAGCUUCGACAUCCUUGACAAAGAGGAUUUGAGUCCUGUUACUAUUGCUGAUCGAGCUGCCGAAGAAGCAAUGGUGAAAAUAAUUCAGGAGAAUUUCCCUUCUCACGCAAUCUAUGGCGAGGAGAGUGGAUGGAAAUGUAAAGAGGAGGUGGCCGAUUUUGUUUGGGUUUUAGAUCCAAUAGAUGGGACGAAGAGUUUUAUUACUGGGAAGCCUGUUUUUGGAACUCUCAUAGCUCUGUUGCACAGAGGUAAACCGAUUCUUGGCAUAAUUGAUCAGCCUGUCUUAAGAGAAAGGUGGAUUGGAAUAAGUGGGAGGUGUACUACUUUGAAUGGGCAAGAAGUUUGUGUGCGAAGUUGUGAAAAUCUUUCCCAAGCCUACCUGUAUUCAACCAGCCCACAUCUGUUUUAUGGAGAGGCUGAGGUUGCCUUUGCUCGGCUUACAAGUAAGGUGAAAGUGCCACUCUACGGAUGUGAUUGCUAUGCCUAUGCACUUCUGGCCUCUGGUUUCGUGGAUCUUGUGAUCGAUUAUGGAGUGAAGCCAUAUGAUUUCUUGGCACUGAUACCAGUGAUAGAAGGUGCUGGCGGAGUUAUCACAGACUGGGAAGGUCGCCAACUUAAUUGGGAGGCGUCCUUGGGAUCACCCGCCACAAGCUUCAACAUGUUGGCAGCUGGUGACGACCGAGUUCAUCAACAAGCACUGGACUCCCUUCAAUGGCACUGAAUAGUAGAUGAGACUUCACAUUUAUGAUUCAGCUAAUAAAUUUAUUUAUUGCUUAAGAAUUGAGACCGCCUGCCUGCUCUUUUUUGGGACCUUCCAUUUGUAUUUGCAUUUUUUAAAAAAAAUUACGUGUGUUUCUUCUUAUAAUCAAUCAAUUUGAUUCAUAUAA
Messenger RNA from Cuscuta campestris, 1399 nucleotides. The record is from the annotation of a GenBank genome assembly. NCBI's taxonomy places the organism in Eukaryota, Viridiplantae, Streptophyta, Magnoliopsida, Solanales, Convolvulaceae.